AUGGCAAUAUUCACAUUCACAGCCAAUACUAAUUUUCUAUUACAUACACACAUUCCAGAUGCCAAGACCUAUCAAGCCACUGUUCGUCGCUUGUGGCUGAAAGAGUUGAAGAAGGGUAAUGAUAAUGAUGGUGGCGGCGGUGGCGGUGCUGAUGAUGAUUCUGUAAAUGUCAAAGAUUUGUGCAGAUACUCAUGCAGUCUGUGUGCACCAGCAGACGGUACAAACAGAGACAGCAAAUGCCAUUUCUCAUCACGCCUACACGGAGUUUGGGCCCAAAUAAAUAAUUAUAAUAAUAAUAACCAUAAUAAUGACAAAAAUAACAACAACAAUGCCUACGUCACUGAAAUUCACGUGACCGAUGACGUAAUCAGAGUUGCGCGUUUAGGAUCUUUGGUCUGUCUGAGUAGACAGAAUGGCGGAAGCGGUUUUUAUGACGUAAUAGUCAAAUUGAAUAAUGGAUGCAAACCAAGACAAUGUUGCGCCUACCUCAGAGUUGUCAAGAAUGUUAUGCGCUAUAAGUUAUACGGCUGUCAAUUGUACAGUGAAAACAACAACAACAACUACAUCAACAACAACAAUCACAUCAAUAACAACUACAACAACAACAACAUCAACAAUAAAAACAUCAACAACAACAAUAACAUCAGAAACAACUUCAACUACUGCAACAACAAGCGACACACGAAACACAUCCACAACUACAAAACAUUAAAGAGGCGUUCUCAGUUAGAUAGAAUACCGAAAAAAAGAACAAAAUGCGCCUUCGAUCAGAAAUCUGACGUCAUCAUCACAACAUCUUCCGGUCACGUGUGCACGGGGGUGAUGAGUGACCUCGAUGAGGUCACGUGCCAAGGGGACACGCAGUUGAGAUUUCAAGUGGACUUCGGAUGUCCGGCUGGGAUCCCCAGAAGUUUCGUUUACGAUUGCACGCAUUACAUUACGCAAUCUUCGUACGUCAAAAUAUUGGUGUCUUACUCAGCGUACGAGGGCAAAAAAUCUUGCUGGAUAAUAAAGUACAAAGAUCAAGCCAUUAAGCCUGAGACCUACCGCAUAGACUUGAAAAAGCAACUUCGAAAAAUCAACUGCAGUAGCGGUGAAACAGUAUUUGGACGAAGAUUUAGUGGUAAAGAAAUGAUAGAAUGA
This is a messenger RNA of Helobdella robusta, 1143 nucleotides long. RefSeq lists its product as hypothetical. Lineage: Eukaryota; Metazoa; Annelida; Clitellata; Rhynchobdellida; Glossiphoniidae. The transcript is spliced from 10 exons. The record is from RefSeq and is a predicted model, not a curated record. The coding region runs from base 1 to 1143 and encodes 380 amino acids.